Zychaea mexicana is the source of this 431-nucleotide messenger RNA. RefSeq lists its product as uncharacterized. The record is from RefSeq and is a predicted model, not a curated record. The transcript is spliced from 2 exons. Bases 133 to 399 code for a protein of 88 amino acids. NCBI's taxonomy places the organism in Eukaryota, Fungi, Mucoromycota, Mucoromycetes, Mucorales, Lichtheimiaceae.
AAGACCGCGUCCAAGCUUAAGGCCCCCAAGAAGAAGGCCGCAACCACCAAGAAGUCCACUGCCGCUGCCACUAAGAAGAAGGCUGCUGCCGCCACCAGCACCACCGCUGCCUCUGCAGGAAAGGCCUAAACGAUGUUAGUGAACGACGACAACGAUGAUGAUGGUACUGCGUGGAAUGGUGUUCUGGUGCUGGGAUGUGCCCCAUUUGCUUUUUCUUUUCUCUACCUCAAUACCAGCACCACAAAUCAGCAAACUGCCAAGCAACAAUCGACAAUCGACAAAAAAAUAUUAGGAUAUCUCACUAUAAUGCAUGAUGUGUUCGCCUUUUCAAAUCAAACUUGGUCUCUUUUUUUUGUUUUGUUCUUCUUUAACCGUUGUCGUCGCCUCAUUGCGAUUUAAAGGAAACGUGUCCGUCUUUUGGCUCUACAACA